Acanthosepion pharaonis is the source of this 1596-nucleotide messenger RNA. Lineage: Eukaryota; Metazoa; Mollusca; Cephalopoda; Sepiida; Sepiidae. The record is from the annotation of a GenBank genome assembly.
AUGACCUGUUUUGCCAUUUCCUCCAUUAUUCCUGCUCCUAGCAUUAUCCCCUUUAUACCUCGCUUCUUCUUCUUCUUCUUCUUCUUCUUCUUCUUCUUCUUCUUCUUCUUCGUCUUCUUCUUUUCUUUUACCUUUUCUUCUUCUUCUUUGUCUUCUUCUUCUUCUUCUUCUUCUUCUUACACCGCUUCUCCUUCUUCUUCUUCUUCUUCUUCUUCUUCUUCUUCUACGUCUUCUUCUUCUUCUUUUCUUUUACCUUUUCUUCUUCUUCUUCUUCUUCUUCUUCUUCCACCGCUUCUCCUUCUUCUUCUUCGUCUUCUUCUUCUUUUCUUCUACAUUUUCUUCUUCUUCUUCUUCCACCGCUUCUCCUUCUUCUUCUUCGUCUUCUUCUUCUUUUCUUCUUCUUCUUCUUCUUCCACCGCUUCUCCUUCUUCUUCUUCGUCUUCUUCUUCUUUUCUUCUACAUUUUCUUCUUCUUCUUCUUCCACCGCUUCUCCUUCUUCUUCUUCGUCUUCUUCUUCUUUUCUUCUUCUUCUUUUCUUUUACCUUUUCUUCUUCUUCUUUGUCUUCUUCUUCUUCUUCUUCUUCUUCUUACACCGCUUCUCCUUCUUCUUCUUCUUCUUCUUCUUCUUCUUCUUCUUCUUCUUCUUCCACCGCUUCUCCUUUUCUUCUACCUUUUCUUCUUCUUCUUCUUCUUCGUCUUAUUCUUCUUUUUCUUCUUCUUCUACGCUUUACAUAUUUCCAUUGUGUCUCAUGUCUCAUGCCUCUUGAUAUUUUUUUCUUAGAGCUUCCGUGCUUUUCAUGCUAUUCUUUAUUCUCGUAUGACUUUAAAUUUUCCUCUUUUCCUUUUCUUUCUCUGCUUCUAUUUCGUUCAUCUUUCUAUCGUCUUUCUUUUUUUUUUAAAUUCUUUUUUUCUUCUCUUUCCUCUUCCAAUUCGAUUUUCUUUUCUACUAUUUUCUCCCCUUCUACCAUUAUUCAUUGCCAUCAUUCACUUCAGUUUUCCUUAUUUUUUUUUCCUUUUGUCCUAUCUUCUCACUACUACAUUCCCAUAUUCUCUUCACUACAUUCCUAUCUUCUCUCUACUACAUUCCUAUAUUCUCUUUACUACAUUCUUAUCUUCUCACUACUCAUUCCUAUCUUCUCUUUAUUACAUUCCUAUCUUCUCUUUAUAUACAUUCCUAUCUUCUCUCUACUACAUUCCCAUAUUCUCUUUACUACAUUCCUAUCUUCUCUUUACUACAUUCCUAUAUUCUCUUUACUACAUUCCUCUAUUCUCUUUAUAUACAUUCCUAUCUUCUCUCUACUACAUUCCCAUAUUCUCUUUACUACAUUCCUAUCUUCACUUUACUACAUUCCUAUCUUCACUUUACUACAUUCCUAUCUUCACUUUACUACAUUCCUAUCUUCUCUUACUAUAUUCCUAUAUUCUCUUUAUUACAUUCCUAUAUUCUCUUUACUACAUUCCUAUAUUCUCUUUACUACAUUCCUAUAUUCUCUUUGCUACAUUCCUAUAUUCUCUUUCAUCAAGGCGUUUUGUCUUUCUCUCAUCAUUUUCUCGCAUUGCCAUUCCAUUUUUUUUUCUGUUUCAAAAGAAGGAUAA